Molecule: messenger RNA, 1005 nt
Organism: Zea mays
Lineage: Eukaryota; Viridiplantae; Streptophyta; Magnoliopsida; Poales; Poaceae
Exons: 5
Coding region: 37-594 (185 amino acids)
Cellular component (GO): mitochondrial inner membrane peptidase complex; membrane
Molecular function (GO): serine-type endopeptidase activity
Source: RefSeq, a predicted model, not a curated record
AUCCGGUGUGUGCCCUCGUCAUCCGCCGCCGCCGCCAUGCCGGGCUUCGCUCAGCGUCUCGCGGGCAUCCCGUGGCGGAGCAUCGCGAGGCAAGGCCUCUCCCGCGUGUUCCUGGUGGCGAAGGCCUACUGCGUGAUCCACGUCGUCAACGACCACCUCUGCUCGGUGACCUUAGUGCGGGGCGCCAGCAUGCUGCCGUCCCUGAACCUGGCGGGCGACGCGGUGUGCACCAUCCACGAUCCUGACACGGUGGCGGUGGACAGGGUCAGCGUGAGGCUCGGCCGGGUCGCGCCGGGGGACAUCGUGCUGAUGAUCUCCCCCGAGGACCCGCGCAAGUCGGUCGUCAAGCGCGUCGUCGGGAUGCAAGGGGACUCCGUCACCUACCUUGUCGACCCCGGCAAAAGCGACUCCUCCUCCAGAACCGUCGUGGUACCGCAAGAUCAUGUCUGGGUGCAGGGUGACAAUAUCUUUGCUUCUAACGAUUCGAGGCAAUUUGGAGCUGUGCCUUAUGGGCUGAUUACAGGGAAGAUCUUUUGCCGGGUUUGGCCGCCGGAGAGUUUCGGCGCAAUUGAUGACGCAACCAAGCAGUCUUAACGCUGAGGAGGAGCCGAGGAGAGCACAUGGACCCAUAUUGUUUGCUCGCGCCCAGAGAUUCUAUAAUAGCCAACUGCAGGGGGGGCCCUUCCUUGAGCUCGAGAGCUUUCGACGACCUACCGCAGCGCAUUUCUACAGCGAAGCAAAGAGCGUGUCCCGUGUUUUUAUAGUUUUGGUGUGUGACAAGUUCUGAAACCCAAAUCGGCACAGGUUUCGAGACAGUUUUUUUUUUUUUGGUGCUAGUGCCAACCUGGGUUUGGGUUUGCAACUACACUACAACUUCACAUGCUUAUUCCAAACAUUUGAACUGAUUUGUCAGUCCUCGUUUUGCAGAAGGGUGUGUUUGUUUGUUUAUCCAUGUCCAUGUCAAAACACACGACGAUUAUUGUUCAGCAUGUCCAUGUCAAAACA